AUGUUCAAACCGGGCGGCAUCACCUUCCUCGAGGGCUUCAUCUUGUUCUGCGCCACUAUCUGCACCCCCCCUUGCAUUGUUACCUCCUGGAACUACAUCAUCGGUCUGUGCAUCAAUGCUUUCGGCAAAGCAGAAAAAUCCAUCUACCCCUACUUUGACGCGAACGGUCCCCUCCCAGAAAUCACCUCCAAAACGGCCCUCACCAUCUGCAUGCGCAAUGAAAACCCCACCCCGAUCUUCGACCGCCUCCACGCCAUGCGCGAAAGCCUGCGCCAAACUGGCCGCCUUCAGCAAUUCCGGUUUGUCAUGCUCAGCGACACCAGCCGUCCGGAUGUGAUGCAGAUGGAAGAUGAAGACUUCGCCCGCCUUCAAAACAGCCUCGGCAAGGGCAUGUCCCAAGCCACCGUCUACCGCCGCCGCGAUAAGAACACUGGCUUUAAGGCCGGUAAUAUCAAGGACUAUCUCGAUAACUACUCCGAAGCCGACGACUUCUUCGUUGUGCUCGACUCUGACAGCGCUAUGAGUGGAGACCUGCUGGUCCGUAUGGUCUCCAGUAUGGAAAAACAUCCUCAGAUCGGCUUGCUGCAAACCCAGUUCGCCGGCAUGCCGGCCGUCGGCACCUUUACUCGCCUCUUCCAGUUUGGCCUGCGCUGUAGCCUGCGUGCAUACAACAUAGGGAGCAGCUGGUGGGUCAACGACUGUGCGUUUUACUGGGGCCACAACGCUAUCAUCCGCACCAAGGCCUUCCACAAGAACUGCAUGCUGCCGGUUCUCCCGGGAAAACCGCCGCUGGGUGGCUACAUCCUCAGCCACGACGUCAUGGAAGGCAUUUUCAUGCGCCGCGGUGGCUUCGAAGUCAGAAUGAUUCCCAUCGAGACCGAAAGCUACGAGACCAACCCGCCAACCUUCCUCGAUUACCUGCGCCGUGAAAACCGAUGGUGCCAGGGCAGCAUGCAGUACUGGUUCAUGCUGAAGGAGCCCGGCCUCAAGCCUGUCAGUCGCUUCCAGGUGUACCAGAUCCUUAUCUCGUAUCUGGCCCCGGCUUCUUGGGCUCUGCUGUCCUUCGCCGGCGUCGCUAAGGGGCUACUGGGCGGGUUUAACAACACCGAAGUUGACUUCAGAUUCACCCCACAGCUGAUUAUCAUCGGCGCCAACCUAUUACCUAAAAUCGCCGGUAUUAUCGAUAUUGCAGGAACCUCCUUUGAGCGCUACGGCGGCGGCUUCCGCUGUAUCGUUUCCGCCUUGCUGGAACUCAUCCUGAUGACACUCAUCGGGCCCGCCACCGCCGUGGCCAUAACGGUCUUUCUCUGCGGCCUGCUCAUGGGCAAGUCCAUUACCUGGGACAGCCAGAACCGCGACCGGCUCGGCCUCAGCUGGCGCGACACUUUCCGUGUCCUUUGGCCGCAAACUCUGAUCGGCUUUGGCAUCGCCGGCCUGCUCACCAUCAAGGAUACCAUCCCGCAGAUGUGGGCCCUGCCCUUUGUUACCAGCCUCUGUCUGGCCAUGCCGUUUGCUGUCCUCACCGCUUCGCCGCGUCUCAGCCAUAUUACCAUCCGCCUGCGCCUCUUUACGAUUCCGGAAGAGGUCAAACUUCCGCCGCUCCUGUCCCUGCUGAUCGCGCCGGAAAUCAUCUCCGCUACCAAGGCUCUGGUCAUCGCGAAAACGUCGAACUAA
Molecule: messenger RNA, 1674 nt
Organism: Fusarium redolens
Lineage: Eukaryota; Fungi; Ascomycota; Sordariomycetes; Hypocreales; Nectriaceae
Product: putative glycosyltransferase
Exons: 1
Coding region: 1-1674 (557 amino acids)
Cellular component (GO): plasma membrane
Molecular function (GO): hexosyltransferase activity
Source: RefSeq, a predicted model, not a curated record